GGUUUUACCUCUGUGGUCUAUGUUAUUUUUUGCGCAGGUGUUUUUAUUUUUCUGAAAGUGUUUGGUCAUGGUUGUGUUUAUAUUUUGAGAAGUACUUAAAUGAAUUUUGUGCGAGAGUCCGAGGAGGGAUUGUGAAAUCGAUUUUAAAAGUAACAAUAAUUGUAGCUAUUAUUACACAUUCUCAAAUGGUUCCAUGAUUAGUAUUGUUAUUGUAUCACAAUGAUCGAAGAAAUUGAAGAGCAAGAAUUUUAUCAGUGUGAUUUCACAACCGCGUCGGCAUGGGAAGUGUUUAUUUCACGUUUAGAAGAAGUAAUACACGACUGGAAGUUAUCAAACCUAAAGAGAGGUCCACCACUCAAGUCGGGUGACUUGAGCAAAAAUGAUUGGGAAAUAACAUCCGAGAAGGUUUCGUUCGCAGACGUGGACUUUGUGCUGACGAGGCACCGCGUGCGUCUGGAGGAUGCUGCGGCCAGCCUGCCGGGGGACCAGAGCGCGGAGCCGUGCCAGGCGCUGGCGGACAUGAUGUCGCUGGAGAACACGUUCCCCGAGGCCGGGGCGCCGGCCCCCCCCGUGGUGUGCUGGUUCGGGCUGCGCGACUUCCUGGUGCUGGCGCCCGCCCGCGGCGCGCAAGUCUCCUCCGAGAGCAAGCUCAAGAUGCUGCUCAGCUCCGUGUGCAUGGCCGUCAGCAACUCCGGCUGCGAGCUGCCCGUGCUGGUGCAGGCUCUGGAGCCGUGGCAGCAGUACUGCGUGGGCGUGUGCGAAGCACGCGGGGUUCGCACAGAGUUCGAGAUGGUGCACUUGAAGAGACCGCCCCCGCACUGCAAGCACCUCACAGGUCUGGUGGAGGUGUUCAAGUCGAAGCUGAUGAGUGCCGUGCCCUUGGAGCCGGUGACCGUGUCUGUGCGCUUCACGUACGUGCUGCGAGACUGGACCAGCAGCACGUGGUCUCAAGAGCCGCCGGACUUCGACUUCCUCCAGGGCGAGAUGCUGGGAGUGCUGGAGCUAGGCAAGCUGCCCUUCGGAGCCACCUUCGACCCUAUCAGCGAGCUGAGCCUGCACGCCACGUGGCCGCAGCUGGCGGAGAACGUGGUGGUGGACAGCGAGAGCUACUCGGACCUGGAGCCCGCCCACGCCCCUCUCUGGUCCGUGCGAGUGGCCGUGCAUGAGCGGCCGGCCUGCCUGCUGGGGGAGUGCCUGGCCGAGUUCCUGCAGCUGUGCUCGCAGCCCGCCUCGCUCGCCGACCUGCUGGGCGACCUGGUGGCCGACAGAGCCAGCAGAAACUUUGGGGGCUCGCUGAGCGUGCUGACGGAGUCGCCCGUGCCGACCAUCUCGAAGAUGCUGAGGCGCGCCACGGGGUCGGGCGGCCGCCCCAGCCCGGAGGGCCCGCUCUCCGAGGAGGUGCUCAUGCCCAUCCUCUUCUUCCUGUUCCCGGAUGCCGACAGCAAGUGCAAAAGUCCAUAUGCAGAUAGCAUGGCAACCAGCUACACAUCAGAAGAAAAAAACAGCCUGAUGUCGGGGCUGAAGUCGGCGGCGAGGGACGGCCUGGUGUGGCGCCUGGCCGUGGCCACGGCGCACGCCGUGCACACGCUGGGGGGGCCCAGGGCGGCCGCACACCUCUGGUACGAGCUGGGGCAGGAGCUGCGCUACCGCUGGGAGAAGAACAUCCCCGUGCCCGGGGUGGCGCCAGGCUUUCCUGACCACAGAACCUGCCUGCUGCACCAGAAGCUGCAGAUGUUCAACUGCUGCGUCGAGAGGAGAGCUAUGAGGGAGCGUCUGGCGGUGUCCUGGUCCAGUCCACAGCCUCUCGAGUCAGAUUCUUCCGACGAUGAGGAGUUCUUCGACUGUUGGGCAGAUGAGCCGCGCGACACCGCGCGGGACAAGCGGCCUCGCCACAAGCACUCGCUGUGGAACCAGCCCGUGGGGCGGCUGGAACGACACGGCGACCUCAGACUGCUGCACACUGGCGAGCACCUCUACAUCCCCGUGACGCAGGACCCCGUGCCCAAGACGGAGGACCAGAUAGAGGAAGACGCCAACGUGCUCAUCCAGCUGGGCACAGACUCCGAGGGCGUGGAGCUGCGAGCCAGGAUGAUGAGCGCUUCCCUGCUGUCCGACAUGGAGUCCUUCAAGGCAGCUAACCCGGGAGCUGUUUUGGAAGACUUCAUUCGCUGGUACUCCCCGCGGGAUUGGAUAGAAGGGGAAGAACAGGAUGACUUCGGCCAGAAGAAAGGGACGCUGAGCCAGCGCAUGCAGAUCAAGGACAACAUGUGGGUGGAGGUGUGGAACGCAGCCAAGCCAGUGCCAGCCCAGCGCCAGAAGAGGUUGUUUGACGACACGUGCGAGGCGGAGAAGGUGCUGUUCUUCUUCAGCGCCCAGAGGAUGUCCGGCGUGGCCAGACUGCUGCUGCCGACGCUGGUCCAUGCCGCCGUCUCCCGCCUCGUGGAGGAGCAGAAGGACUACAUCCCGGGGCUGGAAGCCUCCAUGCAGAGCAUCGUGAAGCGCGCGGAGAGGCUCACUCGCAACCCACACCCCAGCCAGCGUCACUACGAGGAGCUGGUCUCUGAGCUGGUGGGAGCAGAGACGGUGGUGGCCCAGGCCAUCUCGCUGGAGCACAAGUUCUGCUCAGACAACAGUGUGGGGCUGCAGGUGUUCCUAGCACGGCUGAUGACAGAGACUGAUGUUGAGGUGCCAGGCGGACCAUGGGGUGCCAUCGGCAACAAGAUCAGGGCUAUGUUCGGAGAGGCGCAGAAAGCGCUGCAGCUGGUGUCGAAGGUGGAGCGCGCCGGCGAGGACGAGCCAUGGAGCCACAGCCCAGCCGCCAUCUUCCCGCCACCGACCAAGCGGGAGUUCGUGCUGCGAGCCGUGGCUUCGCGCCCCGCGCCCUACUCUGCCCCCUCGCCCCAGCGCAUGUACUGCUCCCUGCAGCGCCACGAGUUCCGCCUGGCCGGCGCCUUCUCGCUCGACACCGUCUUCCAGUAGUUCUCCCCCGUCUCUCUUCACACCAUUACCGUUGGUCGUUAGAACUGGCACGCGGAUGUUCAUCAGGCCUAAUAUUCAUGUUGCACGGCAGCCCUGUAUGACCGAGAUAACCUGUGGGCCCGCCUGGGGCGCGACGCUUCACUGCAUGGCAGUGACCUGUCGGACCGUGUGGUCAGUGUGCAGUCCAAGGAAACUACGCCACAUAGUGGAUGACGUAGAAGAUAGUAGACACCUCCAGCACUGUGGACUAGGUGCGAACAGGAUUGGACUAGCACUGUAUCUUCAUGUAAAUGUUCUCGAGGAUACUAUUUCGACUCUACACGUCAACAUAUCGCCCACGGUAGUUUUUUUUUAUUGCUUGCUAUAAGAACGAUUUUGAAUUCUUGCUAUAAUAAUAAUAAUCAACCAAAAGUAUCACAGGUUGUGCAACCAGAAGCGAGAUUCGUUGGAGAUUACAUAAUCUCCAGAUCUGAUGUUCCAAUUGCUAUUCCAGUUUGCAAUCUCAGCUACCUUUGAUGAGCAAUCAGGGUGGCUGCAGAAAUGAGUGCUUGAAAAACAUUUCUAAGAGUUGAAAAUGCCAAAGAACCGUGCACAUGGGCGCAGAUAAAUUUUUUACAUGCCUACAAUGUUGAGCGAUGAUGUUUGAUGUAGCUGUACAGUUCAUAAUCACCAUGCACAUCAGAGGUCUGUCUCCAAGGACAUUGAUACUUCAUCCACUAAAUUAAGCCCAUUCUUUCUCGAGCCAUUAACCCCAUAUCUGCUUCUGCCAAUCCGAGAACCUAUUCCAUGGUAGAAUUUAUCCACAACCUACGAUACUCCUGUAGUCAAAUGCCAAAACCUGUUUGUAUGGUAGUCGUGUUUUUCGAGGCGGCAUGCACUCCAUAUGUGCACACGAUUAGCGAGGUAACCCAGUGCCACUUCCUCACAUUGACCUCCACUAAGUCACUCAUUUGAGUGGCUAGUACUUGUGCUGCUCUGCUCUGUUGGACAACUGAUCCUGUUCUCCACAUUACCCCGAGAUGGGUGUCUAAGAGGUGCCUCCAUCCUGGUGUUCCAGAUGUGUCCUGUAUUUGUUGUAAAUUUAGGAAAAAUCUAUAGCUUAUAAAUAAUAAGUGUGUUAUGCUAUAAUUUAUACAUUUAACUAGUUAUAUGAUGUGUUAGAAAACAUUUUUUGUUGUUUCUGUAUAGUCAAUUCUAUUUUUUGGUAAACUAUGUAUGUUGGCCUAGCUUUGAAUUUGUUUUAAUAUUUAUGCACAUAAUUUCUAUUAAUAACUCAUUUGUUGUGGUUGGGUGAUUAUAUAGGCAAAAACUGUCACAAUAAAUCCGUUCAACAGUUGAUAUCCAAGU
Messenger RNA from Bacillus rossius redtenbacheri, 4326 nucleotides. RefSeq names its product rab3 GTPase-activating protein catalytic subunit (gene Rab3GAP1). The transcript has 15 exons. The record is from RefSeq and is a predicted model, not a curated record. Gene Ontology annotation, biological process: positive regulation of GTPase activity. Bases 220 to 2979 code for a protein of 919 amino acids. Gene Ontology annotation, molecular function: GTPase activator activity. NCBI's taxonomy places the organism in Eukaryota, Metazoa, Arthropoda, Insecta, Phasmatodea, Bacillidae.